Messenger RNA from Ciona intestinalis (vase tunicate), 2480 nucleotides. Lineage: Eukaryota; Metazoa; Chordata; Ascidiacea; Phlebobranchia; Cionidae. The record is from RefSeq and is a predicted model, not a curated record.
UCAAUAAUAUUAAAGUUGGUAUUAGGUUAAACAGAUAUUGGUAACUUUGUUCAUAACAUUGUAUUGACUUAUCCAAGCUUUGUUCAUAACAUUGCACUGACUCAUCCAAGAAGUUACAUGAGUAAAUAAUUUAAGUAAGGUGAUGACUUUGUUUUGCAAAUAUUAAAUCAUCACAUGAGAAACUUUUGUAGCAAAACAAUAUAUAUAGCUACCAAUACUGUUAAACCAUCGUAUUCAUUAUAUCUCAAUCUGAUAACAGUGUUGGCUACAACUCUUUAUGAUGAAUGCACAAUACCAAAACAAUCCUGAGCCUGAACAAUUGUAUGAGGUGGAAUUUAAAGGCAUUGAACAUGAUUAUUUAGAUGUUAAGAAGCCAGUGGAAACAGCAAAAAGACCUGCAGCAAAAGUGGAAGCUGUAAAAGUGUCACUAAAGUUCUGGAAAAUAUUCACCUGUGUGGUGUUUGUACUUGUGCUGGCAGUAGCUAUAGUAGGAAUUUACUCCAUGGCUUCAAGUGGGAAGAAAUGCAUCCAUACAACUCCAAUCACAACCACAGAAGCUUAUGGAUCCUCAAAAAAUCCAGCUACAUCAUGUUUGGACCUAAAGAACUCCAGCAAUGUCUUGAGUGAUGGGUAUUACUUUAUACAAACCGUUGAUAGUGAGAGCCCCUUUAAGGUUUAUUGUGACAUGACAACAUCUGGUGGUGGUUGGACGUUAGUAGCAUCUGUUCAUGAGAAUGAUAUCAAUGGGAAAUGCACAACUGCAGAUAUGUGGUUCAGUAAUGAUCUAGCACAGUAUUCAAAAAUUUCAAAAAACUGGGAAAACACAAACAUAUUUGGAACUGUUAAAGAAGCAACUUUAGCUGAUUAUAAAAACACUGGCUACUCUACCAUGAAGGCAUCCAAUCUGAUGUUACGCCAUGUACCAAACAAAACACCUGUGGAUGAAUCACGAUUCUUAGCAAGCUUGCAAUAUCACACAAGUAACAACUUCCUUGAGAAACAUGGUGGGAAUCUAUUCACAACAUACACAAGGCAUUAUCCAAUGAACCCAAAAACAACAGUUGCUGUAAACUACCCAUCUAACAUGAACAAGUUGGUUGAUGCAAUAGCAGCUCUCUCUCCAAGCUUGAUUUCAGGAAUCCCAGACUUUUACUAUUAUACAUACGGCACUUCAACUGAUCGUUUACAAAAUGCUGGAAGUGGUACUUUUACCAGUUAUGGAAUGAUUAUGUAUUUAAACUUUCGAUGCUCUUACUAUUUGGCUUAUGGAAAAGAACACAAAUGCUCAUACAUUAGAAGUGUAUCAGUAAGCAGAAAAUCUCAUCCAUUUAUUGCUGUAACUGCAAUUGAAAAUCCAGACUCCAGUUCUUCUGGAUAUAACCGGGUUCAAAGCUCCAGACCAUCCUCUGACCCAACCACAUUAUACAAUGGUAAACUAACAGAAGGCAACUUUGAGCUAAAAUACAGAGCUAGAUGCGUUUAUGGAAGAAAUGUUUCAAGUGUUUGUGAUGUUUUCUUUGCAGUCAACAAUACAAAGGAUUGGGCUUCAUCUAGCACAUUUACUUUGUCAGAAACAAUCAAUCAACAUGCUACUUAUUACUAUUACUAUGUAUAUAUAAAAAACUCCCCAAGAAGAGUGAUGUUCGGUUACACCAUGCUUUCAAGAACUGCUGGACGACUUGUGACAAAAGUUCAGAUGGAAUCAACUCUGAAGAAAAUGUUGCAGCCUUUUAAAAACUACACCUGGUCAGUCCCAUGUGCAUCCAGCCAUUUAGUAGUACCGGUGACAUACACAAUUGGUGAAUCUACUUUGAGCAACUUUGUCCCUCCUUCCAUGCACUAUGCAACAACAACUGGAUUCUUACAGAUCCGUGCUGAAUCAUAUACUGGAACAUACUAUGCUAUGUGUCCUGCUGUAAAAUUAAAUAAUUGCGAUGGAAGAUACGUCUGCAUUGGUGGUGUGCAAAAUGGAUAUUCUCAACAAACAAAAGACUGCAGUGACUUAACUGAGUGGAACGGAAAAGUUAGUAAUUCAGAUUACCACAAUAGUAAGAACUUUGCCCAUUCAACAAAAGAUAUUUUAUCCACCGUCAUGAUUUUCUACCGCUGAGCUUUCCUUGUAUAUAUAUAUAUUUAACUUUUGUUUUCUUACAUUUUAAUGCUUAAUUUAAUAUAAAAUUUAAUUUAACAUAAAAUAUAUUUACUCUUUAGUUUGGUAAAAAUUUAAAUAAACUAUUUAGCUAUUGUAAAUGUAGAUUGUAUAUAAUUUAACUUUUCAAUUUUUUUUCAAAUUAGGGUAGCCAUAGCCUAUAAAUGUUAUUAUAUAUACAUCGUAAAAAUGUAUGUAUUCUAUAAAUAUUUCAGUGCGUCUAAUUUACAAUAAAAUCGUGCAUUCUCUAUGAUGUGUGUCUUUCUUCUACUUACUGCAGUGUGUUAAUCGUCUUUUUUAUAUCUCGAUAAAAGUAGAAUGGGCAAAUUGA